ACCAUGGACGAUGAUCUGAUGGAUACUGACAGUGGCAGCUCAGGGCACGAUGAUACUCACCUCGAUGAUACCGAUUUGCAGACCCUCAAUCUCGCUGGCAAUGGCGAGACAUAUGAUGACGAGGAUAUGGACCUGGACGACUCGAGGUCGACUUCUGAAAACGAUUUCGAAUCCGGUGCCGAUGACGAGCCCUGCAAUGACAGUUUAGCUUCCAUCUCCACAUCACCGAUUACAAGUCUAGGCGGAGGACUCAAGUGGCACGAAGGCGAUCCUUUACUCAGAAAGAUCGGCCUCGAAAGGCUGAAUGACAAGGGAUACGUGAACCUGGAGACAAUCUGUACAGAUCGUACCUUCGGCUACUCUGGCGGUCGAGCCCUGCGCGCAGCAAGAUGGCGAGCAAAGCAUGAAGUCCAGAUGGGCUUGUGCGUCCAUAUCAACGAACCAUCCAAAGCAAAGAGCAAGACCAAAACAAAGUAUGGGAAGCUAGAUGAGUUUCAUCGAAUCCAUCCCAUCUUUCGUCAGGACAACUGGACCACGGACGAUCUGUUGAUAGGGAACGAAACAAACUGUGCAUUCAAGAAGUUGAAACCAGUAUUGCAACUAGCCACUCUGCCUUUGGAGGAUGAAAAUGUGGUGGGUUACAUAUAUGGCAUGCUCGACAUCGAUAGCCACAAGGAAAUCACCCUUGCGGGUGUCAGAGAAAGGCUGAAACGGGAAGCAUACUGGUUCGAAAAACGCCACAACCUCAGAGAUACAGAAAGACAGAGAGUUUGGAAAGAUCUUUAUGAGCUGUCGAAAAAUCUCUGGUGGACCGAAAAGGACAUGACUGGCGAAAAGGAGAGCCUUCAUGCUUACACGAGGGGCGAACAAGGUUCCAUCGAGAUUGUCCUUGACAAGCGUCACAUCGACUAUGUCUGUAGAGAAUGCUCGCCUAUCGAGGAUGCCAUCGACUGGACACCGGGCUCAGAGGAAGAGUCUGCUCGGCUGAGAGUAAAGUUCAAUCUCGCCACAACAAUGGUCCACGAAGUCAUGCAUGCGCUAUGGCGCAACAAGUACUACCCAAAGUAUGAGCCUUUCUAUAUGGACACGAGAGCUGCAGAGUUGGGAUUUCAAUGGGAGCAACUGCUAUACUCUGGUCAGAUCGAUAAUCCUACUGGAGACAGAGGAAGCCCUUAUAUUUUAUCAAUCAAUAAAUGGCCCUUCCCAGGCGGCACAGAAGAAGACUCCAAAAAAACACUCAUGAGUCACAAGAAGUGGGGACUGAGUAACGUUCAACAGGACUUUGCCGUUGAAAUGAGUUUCGUCCAGGGCAUGUUUACACACGAGUUCUGGGCCGAAGUCGAUCGAUAUGGAAUCUCUAACUUCUGGCCGCGAAGAAUGCUGGGUGUACGCAGUACUAUGAUCUCGCAAUAUUGGGAAGAUGAGAGCCCUACCGUCAGAGGUCCUGUUGAUGGCACACCACCGAGUCGAAAUGGUGCAGAUGCUAGGGGCAUCAUUGACAGGCAUUGA
Molecule: messenger RNA, 1509 nt
Organism: Aureobasidium uvarum
Lineage: Eukaryota; Fungi; Ascomycota; Dothideomycetes; Dothideales; Saccotheciaceae
Source: the annotation of a GenBank genome assembly